GUCUGCCUUACUCAAUGAACCAAGCGGGCUUUCCGUUUGGGAUGCUGCUUCUGAUUGUAAUUGCUCUUAUUACCGAUUACUCUAUCAUAUUGCUGAUUAAAGGAGGAACUCUCUCAGGUUCCAGGAGCUAUCAGGCAUUAGUGCACAACACGUUUGGAUUUGUGGGCUAUUUAAUUCUCUCUGCUCUGCAGUUUUUAUAUCCUUUCAUUGCUAUGAUCAGCUACAACAUCAUAACCGGCGAUACCCUCACCAAAGUGUUUCAGAGAAUACCUGGAGUGGGCCCAGACCACUUUCUCGCGGAUCGCCGCUUUGUCAUCCUUAUCUCCACGGUUGUGUUCACUCUCCCUUUGUCUCUCUAUCGGGACAUAUCCAAGCUGGGAAAGGUGUCCCUUCUCUCCAUGGUGUUGACCCUGGCCAUCCUCAUCACCGUUAUGAUCAGAGCUGCUACACUUGGACCCCAGAUACCCCCCACAGAGAAUGCAUGGUCGUUCGCCCACUGGAAUGUGAUCCAGGCUGUCGGUGUCAUGUCUUUUGCCUUUAUUUGCCACCAUAACAGCUUCAUGAUCUACGGGUCCAUGAAGGAGCCCACCCUCCAGAACUGGUCCCGCGUCACUCACGUGUCGGUCGGCUUUGCUGCGGUGCUCAGCCUGCUGUUUGCUGCGGCGGGCUAUGCCACCUUCACCGGGUACACACAAGGUGACAUUUUUGAAAACUACUGCAAGAACGAUGACCUGGCUACAUUUGGUCGCUUCUGCUAUGGAGUCAGCAUAAUUACCACCUUUCCUCUGGAGUGCUUUGUGACACGAGAGGUGGUGUCCAACGUCAUCUUCAGCGGAAUUCUCAGCACCACGGCCCACGUGGCGGUGACGGUGGUGAUAAUGGCCGUGGCCACGGCGAUAUCCUUAGCCUACGACUGCCUGGGCAUUGUGCUGGAGUUAAACGGAGCCCUGAGUGCAGUGCCCCUCAUCUUUAUAAUCCCGUCGGCCUGCUACCUCAAGCUGUCGGCUAGCCGCUGGUUCCAGGGGGAGAACCUGGUCUCCUGUGUCAUCCUGCUGGCUGGCGUCUUCGUCAUGUUCAUCGGGGUGACCAUGACCAUCCUGUACCCCCAGGACUGCUCUCACGGGGCGGAGCUCUUCUACUGCUCCCCCUCCAACCUGUCCGUCAUCCACACAACCCCGUCCAGCGGCCUGCUUCCUACCCAGAACGUGUCGCAGAACGCCUCCCAGUCCACCUGA
Messenger RNA from Megalops cyprinoides (Indo-Pacific tarpon), 1235 nucleotides. It is a transcript of the gene slc38a11, whose product is annotated as solute carrier family 38 member 11. Gene Ontology annotation, molecular function: amino acid transmembrane transporter activity. Lineage: Eukaryota; Metazoa; Chordata; Actinopteri; Elopiformes; Megalopidae. The coding region runs from base 15 to 1235 and encodes 406 amino acids. The transcript is spliced from 10 exons. The record is from RefSeq and is a predicted model, not a curated record. Gene Ontology annotation, biological process: amino acid transmembrane transport.